This is a messenger RNA of Homo sapiens (human), 5848 nucleotides long. It is a transcript of the gene SCLT1, whose product is annotated as sodium channel and clathrin linker 1. Gene Ontology annotation, biological process: clustering of voltage-gated sodium channels. Gene Ontology annotation, cellular component: centriole; clathrin complex. Bases 437 to 2491 code for a protein of 684 amino acids. Lineage: Eukaryota; Metazoa; Chordata; Mammalia; Primates; Hominidae. The transcript has 21 exons. The record is from RefSeq and is a predicted model, not a curated record. Gene Ontology annotation, molecular function: sodium channel regulator activity; clathrin binding.
GACUUCCGCUGCUGGCCUGGGGCUUCCCAGCCGUCUUGGCGUUGUCCUCUCCAACCCCCGCCGCUCCGCGUAGAACGCCGCUCUCAGGCUGCCGUCAAGCUCCCGCGGCACUCUCCUAGGUGGCCCGACGAGACCCAGAGUGACCCGCGGGACGCCUGUAUCGACCGCGUCCUCUUCCCACCAGCGUGGGAUUCGGUUGAACGUGGAGUCCCCAGCAAUCUUCAGUCUCUCACCAGGGCCAGGGACUCGUCUGGGGCGCGGGGGAAAGAAGCGUGGCGGGGCUGUAGAUGCCGCGUGAGUAGGAUGCAGAUUGCACCGCUGGAGCGCUUGACAACCAACCGAGCGUUGGCUUAGUUUUGUUUUCCCGCACAGCAAGCUCUCUGUCUUUCAGAGGAAGGUAAAGGUGGUGAAAGCUCUAAACUAAAAUUGUAUCGAAAUGGCUGCAGAAAUCGACUUUCUGAGAGAGCAAAAUCGAAGACUAAAUGAAGAUUUUAGGCGGUAUCAAAUGGAAAGUUUUUCCAAAUAUUCAUCUGUACAGAAAGCUGUCUGCCAAGGAGAAGGAGACGACACAUUUGAAAACCUAGUAUUUGACCAAAGCUUUUUAGCUCCUCUUGUUACUGAGUAUGAUAAACACCUAGGAGAACUAAAUGGGCAGCUGAAAUAUUACCAGAAACAGGUGGGUGAGAUGAAAUUACAACUUGAAAAUGUCAUCAAGGAAAAUGAAAGGUUGCACAGUGAAUUAAAAGAUGCUGUUGAAAAAAAAUUGGAGGCCUUUCCCCUGGGCACAGAGGUAGGAACUGACAUAUAUGCAGAUGAUGAAACAGUCAGAAACCUUCAAGAACAAUUGCAGCUAGCCAAUCAAGAAAAAACUCAGGCUGUGGAACUCUGGCAGACUGUUUCUCAGGAGUUGGACAGACUACACAAGCUUUACCAGGAACAUAUGACUGAGGCCCAGAUUCAUGUAUUUGAAAGUCAAAAACAAAAGGAUCAGCUAUUUGAUUUUCAACAACUGACCAAACAACUUCAUGUUACUAAUGAGAACAUGGAAGUGACUAACCAACAGUUUCUGAAAACAGUAACUGAACAAAGUGUGAUAAUCGAACAACUCCGAAAAAAACUUAGGCAAGCCAAAUUAGAGCUGAGAGUUGCUGUAGCAAAAGUGGAAGAGUUAACUAAUGUGACUGAAGAUCUGCAGGGACAGAUGAAAAAGAAGGAGAAGGAUGUGGUGUCUGCCCAUGGAAGAGAGGAAGCAUCAGAUAGGCGUUUACAGCAGUUACAGUCUAGUAUAAAACAAUUAGAAAUAAGAUUAUGUGUGACAAUCCAAGAAGCCAACCAAUUAAGAACCGAAAAUACACAUCUGGAAAAACAGACCAGAGAGCUACAAGCAAAGUGCAAUGAAUUAGAAAAUGAGAGAUAUGAGGCUAUUGUAAGAGCCAGAAAUAGCAUGCAACUCUUAGAAGAAGCUAACCUUCAAAAAAGUCAGGCUCUACUUGAGGAGAAGCAAAAAGAAGAAGACAUAGAGAAAAUGAAAGAGACAGUUUCUCGGUUUGUACAAGAUGCUACCAUAAGAACCAAGAAAGAAGUUGCAAACACCAAAAAACAAUGUAAUAUACAAAUUUCUCGAUUAACAGAAGAACUUUCAGCCCUUCAAAUGGAGUGUGCUGAAAAACAAGGCCAAAUUGAACGAGUCAUUAAGGAAAAAAAAGCAGUGGAAGAAGAACUAGAAAAGCCUUUUCUGCAGAUUUACCGUGAAGGCAGAGGAAAUGAGAGUGAUUACAGAAAACUGGAAGAAAUGCACCAAAGAUUCCUGGUUUCAGAGCGUUCAAAAGAUGAUCUUCAGCUAAGACUUACGAGAGCAGAAAAUAGAAUAAAACAACUUGAAACUGACUCCUCAGAAGAAAUAUCACGUUACCAAGAAAUGAUUCAGAAACUUCAAAAUGUAUUGGAGUCUGAGAGAGAGAACUGUGGGCUUGUCAGUGAACAAAGGCUAAAACUUCAGCAAGAAAAUAAACAGUUACGGAAAGAGACUGAGAGUUUAAGGAAGAUUGCCCUGGAGGCUCAAAAAAAAGCCAAAGUAAAGAUCAGUACAAUGGAACAUGAAUUUUCAAUAAAGGAACGUGGAUUUGAAGUUCAAUUGAGAGAGAUGGAAGACAGUAAUAGAAAUUCCAUUGUUGAACUGAGGCAUCUCCUAGCGACUCAACAGAAGGCAGCCAAUAGGUGGAAAGAAGAAACGAAGAAACUUACUGAAAGUGCAGAAAUUAGAAUCAAUAAUCUAAAGAGUGAGCUGAGUCGACAGAAACUUCAUACCCAAGAGCUGCUUUCUCAGCUGGAAAUGGCAAAUGAAAAGGUAGCUGAGAAUGAAAAGCUAAUUCUAGAGCAUCAAGAAAAAGCCAACAGACUUCAAAGGCGUCUAAGUCAGGCAGAAGAGAGAGCUGCUUCAGCUUCCCAGCAGACAAUCAAAGCCUACCUCAGACUAGAACACAUCAUCUAAUGGAGUUCUGAGCAUUAAAGGGAAAUCAUAUUGAAGAUUUCAACCUUGAAGUUAAUUGUGAAGUUUGUUGCAGAUGGCUAAUGCUUCAAAGGUAGAAACUGUUUUUUCAGUGAUUUGGGUGAAAACAUGAACGUGAGUCCCUGGUGUGACAUUUCCCAUCACAGAUUGCACAGCUGCCAAUGAUAGGCCCUUCCUUUGGCUCCUGGGGACUUAAUUUCCCUAGGGAACUAUUGUGGUUAUUCAACUUUAAGACCUUGUAGGAAGAAUCAGUUGUUUCUCUCAGGGGUCUUACUCAGAGCAAGCAAUAUGGAAGUAAAUAGUCACUAAGGAGAAAUGAGAAGCUUUUAGCAAAAUGUACGAAUAAUUGUUUUUUCUUUUAAACUGGCCAAAUCCUUACAAAAAUUAUAAAUUAGAUUAAGAUAGCUACCCUGUUUUGGAUCCUAAUCAUUAUAAUCUACAUGAGAAUGCAUAAUUCACACCAGUUUUGCUGUUCCCAACAUAAAGAAAAAGGUGCAUUUCACUAUAUGCUAAUUUCUGCAUGUAGUGGAUGUACAAAAGAUUGUUUCAGGCAGGAAACAAUCUUUUCAGAAAUGAGAAUGAGAGUGUAGGCCCAGUUCUGCCAGUACCUACUGCUGUGAUCUUGGCCAAGUCUUAAGGUGUAUAAUGCAGAUAAUAUUUUUUUGCCCUACUGUCCCAGAGUUCUGUGAUCAAAAGAAAGCAUUUAAUGAAACUGCUCUUUGAAAAAUUAUUUUUAAAAAUUAUUUAAAGGUUGUAUUAAAAAUACAACCGUCCCAUCAUUCAGGAAUAUUUUUUCACCUCAGAAAGCUCAUUAGUUAAAAUAUUGUAAACAUCAGUGUCUUGUUCCUAAUAAAAAUAAUAGCCUACCACUUACUAAAUGCCUAAUAUAUGCUCUCUGUAAGGUGCUCAAUGGACUUGCUUUAAAUAAUCACAACUACUUCAAUAUCUAAGUUACUAAGAUGUUAUCCUCUUUCUGGGAAAACUGAGGCUUAAAACGGUUAAGUGACUUGGCCAAUGUCAUGUGCCUGGUAAACUAUAGUUUAGCCUUUAAAUACAGUUCUCUCUGACCCUGAAGUCUACGUUGUUUCAACGAUUCUGUUUUCAGAUCCAAAACUGUAUUCUGGAAAGAACUCCAGGUGGGGAAGACUAAACUCAAACCGUUAUUUUUCAGUCUCGCCAUCAGAGUUGAGCCAGAAAGCAGCCCAGUGAAUCUGUGCUCUGCACAAAUUUGAUAUGUUCUCUACAGUUCUCAUUCCUGAUUUAAAGUGGAAGACAGUAAACAACUGAUUCAGGACUGCUAAGUCAUAUAUACCUUUAAAUAUUUAGCAAAAGCAGAUUUCAAAAGACACUUAAAAUGUAUUGCAAAAUGUACAGCAUUUAUUCACAUACAGACAAAAAGGCACAAUUCUACUAAAUAGUUCAACAAAAAAAUACAGCUGUCCUCAACUAGUUUUAUAAAUACUUUCAAAAAGGGGGUAGAAAUAAAUACAGGAUUGGGUCAUGUAAUAUAAAAUAGUCAUCUCUACAUAUACUUUAAUUUGAUUUUUAACUCUUCAUGCACCUUUUUUUUUUUUUCAAUUUUAGCUGAAUGGACACCAAGCUAGGCACAUAGUGAAAAAUCCUCUGUACAAGGUUACAAAUGUAAUGACAAGUUUGUCCAUUUCAAAAUAAGAUUUGUACACAACACAUAAAACCCUUCAUUUAGAUCUUGUGUUUAUAACCUAACAAAUGACAUUCCAGGCAACUUUACAAAAGUUUAACUAGCCUACAUUUUGACAUAAUACAUUAAUCAUAAUCAAAGAUAUUUCUUGGUCAGGAUGCACAAGGAAAGAUAAAGCUUAAAAAAAACAAAUGCAAAUGGUUCCAUACUAAUAGAACGCAAGUGGGUGUUUGGGCUGGUUGCUGCUUAUGGCCACCUCAUAGAGAGUUCCCAGCAUGACAUGAAACUAACUCACAAAGCUAUCAUUAUACUGUCAGAGAAACCGUGCUCUAUCCAUUUGCAUUUCGAAGCAGGAAUAAAAAGUGUGGGCUUUUUAUUUUUGUGUGUUUUGUUUUUGUGUGGGUUUUUUUUAAUAUUUUUUGUUUUGUUUUUGUUUUGUUUUUUUUGGUUCAGCAUAACUUGGAACAUUUGAAAGCUUUUCAACCUAAAUGUGGGGAAAAAACAGGUAAGGCAUUAUUUUUGCACAAAACUAGCAUUCCUAAUAGUGCAAAUGAAUCUGAUACCUCUUAAAAUGGUGAGAGGUCAUACACUUACUAGAUUAAUUUAGAUUUUCUUUCUAUGGCUUGACAAAUUAUCCCUCUAUAAAUUCUACUCUCACCCAGAGCUGUUGCUGUAAUCAAAAGAUAACUGUAGAUAAAGUCCAACCUUCUCCUGUAUCCAGCAAAAGGUUUUUGCUCAUAUGCAAAAAAAAUCUAAUUUUUAAAUUAUCCUACAAGUGAAUAUACAACUUGGAUUCAUAAGAACCUUCUAUUAUCUGCAGCAACAAGCUGAUCUGGACAGCAGUCUUUCAAAAUGAGCCCCAUAACUCAAAAAUAGUCAGUCAAUCUAAAAACCUGCAUCAUUCUUCCCCCUCCCCUGAAUUAGCUACUAAAAUGUCCUUGAAAAGUUAAGACUUGGUUUGAAAAUGUCGUACAUACAAUGGGGAUGUAUCAGAUCUACUAUUUGAUCAUCUGAUAAAACUUGCAUAGCAAGAUGGGAUUCAAUAAGCCUUUUUUGUUGUUGACAAUCAUCUGGAAGACUUGAAAGUUAACUGCAGAACUCCUCAAAGCAUUAUUCAUUAAGUAUCAUAAUGUCCCUGCCAUAUGGAAACAGAUGUAUAAAUGAAUCAGGAAUCUGAAUACUGGUAUUAACAAACUAAGGAGAAUUUAGGGGAAGUCGGGCUUGUUCCAAAGGCCCAUAAUUCUGUAUCUCAUUGCUAUUUAAACGUUCCUUCCUUAAGUUUGAUUCACAACCACAUUGAAUUCCAAAGAAAAUUAACAGGACCUAAACACUAUCCACUGUCUUAAUACAUACGCACUAUGGGGAGUGCAAAAACAAAACAUUGUACUCAAAUUUAAUGCUAAAUUUAUUAUUGCUGAUAACUUAAUAGUUAUUGCCAUUUGCAAUUAGAAAGUCCAAGUUACAAAUUAGAGUUUAGAACUCUGACUACAGAAAACCUAUUCAAGGGUACACUUCAGUCUCUUUCCUGUAUAACCUUGGUCAAUAGUAAGAGCUUAUCGCAACUUAUUGCCUUUCUAUUGUUUUUAAAAUAUAACCUAUUUCGCUUUUUUCUCUUUUUUUCUUUUUUCUUUUUUUUUUCUUUUUUUCUUUUUUUUUUUUUUUUCCUUUUUCUUAAGGAA